AUGGCUUCAGAGUCUCCUCAUGCCAACGGAUCCGCGCCGCAAGCGACCGCCGAAAAUUCGGUCGCUGCCCCAAACGGCGACGCGAAGAGAAAGGCGGAACCAAACAGCGGAACCCAGACGCGCGCAAAGCGGAAUCGAUAUAUCUCUAUCGCAUGUAACGAGUGCAAGAGACGCAAGAUCAAAUGCAAUGGCCAGGUGCCCUGCCAGCGUUGUGGCCACUUGAAACUCGAGUGUCUUUACGCUCCGAAUUGCUGCAAUGGAAACUUCAAGGAUUCCGAGUAUGUAUUUUGCCGACAUCCGUCCUGCGCUUCGGGAUCUGAUCUGACGGUGCUAUUUUUCAGGGAGUUCCGGUCCAUGAAACAGCAGCUGAGCACUCUGCAGGAACAGGUCAACACUCUCUUUGCGCAUCUGAACGAGCUGAACGCCCAGAAGCAGUCGCUAGAAGCCCUGACUUUUGAGCCGUUCCCGGCUGAUGGCUCUCGUCCGGGGUCGCUACCCGGCGCUCAGCCGCUUCCUCCUGCUGCCGCCCGGCCACGAGCCAAGCAUCCCCGGUUCCAUGGCCCUACGAGCUCAGCAUUCAAUUUCGACGUGGCCAGGUCGAGUCUUCAGAACAUGGGCAUCGCCCCUACCGAGGACGUGAUACAUGAUGACCUGACGACCGCACACGUCACUCCCGCGGGCUCUCCGCCGCCACAGUUACCAAGACAGAUGCCCCCUGCACCGGUGACGCCGAUACAUCCUUCCAAGGAUCCAAUCUGGGCGAUCAAACGGGAGGAAUGUAUUCGGCUAUGCAGGGUCUACGAAGAAGAGAUUGGGAUCAUGUAUCCCAUCUUUGAUAUUGAAAAGGUCAUCAACCAUACAAACCUCCUCUACACCUUCCUGGAGGCGGCUACUCGGACGGGAUUCGCGCAACGAGGGCUUCCCGGCGCCGACUGUCUACAGGAUGACGAUACCAUUAAUCUAAAGAUGAUCCUUGCUACUACGUUAAUGCUCGAGGGAAACGGACAAAGCGAGCUGGGACGGCAGCUCUUCGAGAACGUGAAGCCCAUUUUCCACCAGAAGUUGCUGGAGCCCGUAGAUAUCAAGUCAAUCCAGCUGUUCACCAUGGUGGCCACCUACUACUUCCACAGCGACGAUGAUAUCAUGGCCUACCGAAUUAUUGGUCUCACAGCACGCAUGUUGCUUGAGAUGGGCUUACAUCGUCGCGAUGCAUUGGCGAAGUCUUUCCCAAAUGAGGACCAGUGGUCUUCGAUCAGUAAGAUAUUCUGGUCCGUCUAUUCUCUUGACCGACGUUGGAGCUUUGGUACGGGGUUGCCAUUCGUGAUUCAAGACGAGGAUAUCGACCCAAACCUGCCAGAGCCGGAUGGGUCAAUGCCUUAUCUAAAGAGCAUGGUCGCUUAUAACCGUAUCAGCUCCAAGAUAUGGUAUUCAGGCCUUGGCUAUGAGGGCUCGACGGACAUCAAGCGCGAUGAAAUUGGAUUUCUGGACUACCAGGUCCUCCAAUGGUACAAGCAGGUACCCGAAAGCCUAAAAUUCUACGCGGUGGACUCGCCACGGGAUGGCAAACCCAUCAACAGAGGGUUACAGCGCCUACGGGUGCUGCUAUAUCUGCGUAUGAACCAGCUUCGAAUCCUUAUCUACCGCCCCGUCCUGCAUUCAGCCGCUAGUAUUGCCGAGAACAAGGCUCAUGCCCGGACGGUCGUCGAUAUUGCCAAGGACACGAUCCGGGUUCUCACCCGGCUCAAUCAGACAUCCGACAUUUACCGGACGCAACAGAUCUGCUUCAAUUACUUCCUCGUCGCGGCUCUGGCCGUCUUGUUCCUUGCUGUCUGCCAUGCGUCCGCCGAAUUCAACCGGCAGGUCCGGGACGAGUUCUACAUGGCACUGGAUUUGGUCAGUGGGUUCAGCACGAAAUCUUAUAUUUCCAAGCGACUCUGGAAGACAAUCAAGGGCAUCCGCAAAAUCGCUGAAAAGCUGGGUGUUUACGCUCGCAAUGUUGGUCCGGACUCCAAUGACCCUCACUCAACUGCGGCCGUGGCCAUGGCUGGUCUGGCAGGGCACCCGAUGGAUGAGCUCUCGGUGUAUGGGUCUCUUGGCGGAGUCAACGAAUUGGGGAACAGUCCGAUGAAUGGGCUUCAGAUGAGCCAUGAGCUGACGAACCUGUUUGAGGCGGUCGGCGGAUACAAUCACUUCAUGACAUCGAAUGGGGGGCCCGAGAACCUCAAUGGGUUUGUUGGUACUGAUGGUGAGCUCCAAAACUCUGGGGAAGGAUUGGCAGGAAUCCUAAGCAGUGAGGCAGAGUUCUCUCGUGUGCUCCGGGAUCUUUUCUAA
Rasamsonia emersonii CBS 393.64 is the source of this 2331-nucleotide messenger RNA. RefSeq names its product Fungal specific transcription factor. The record is from RefSeq and is a predicted model, not a curated record. Gene Ontology annotation, biological process: DNA-templated transcription; positive regulation of transcription from RNA polymerase II promoter by galactose. Gene Ontology annotation, molecular function: RNA polymerase II cis-regulatory region sequence-specific DNA binding; zinc ion binding; DNA-binding transcription factor activity, RNA polymerase II-specific. Lineage: Eukaryota; Fungi; Ascomycota; Eurotiomycetes; Eurotiales; Trichocomaceae. The coding region runs from base 1 to 2331 and encodes 776 amino acids. The transcript has 5 exons. Gene Ontology annotation, cellular component: nucleus.